Struthio camelus australis is the source of this 3181-nucleotide messenger RNA. RefSeq names its product glycine receptor alpha 2 (gene GLRA2). Gene Ontology annotation, cellular component: postsynaptic membrane; neuron projection; plasma membrane. The record is from RefSeq and is a predicted model, not a curated record. Lineage: Eukaryota; Metazoa; Chordata; Aves; Struthioniformes; Struthionidae. Gene Ontology annotation, molecular function: transmitter-gated monoatomic ion channel activity involved in regulation of postsynaptic membrane potential; transmembrane signaling receptor activity; extracellularly glycine-gated chloride channel activity. Gene Ontology annotation, biological process: chloride transmembrane transport; neuropeptide signaling pathway; chemical synaptic transmission.
GCUGCCUCCCCUGCAGCCCGGCCCGCUCGCUCCCCGGCGGUAUUUACACACCUCGCUGCCGAAAGACAGACAGAAAGAAAAAGAAAAGAAAAAGAAAGAAAGGAAAAAAAAAAACAAAAAAAGAUCAACCCAGUAGCCCCACCACCAUUCAUAAAUACUCAUUUUCAAAGCAAAAGGGGAAUAAAACAUACCGACAACAGACUGCACUCAGCGUUAUUCCCUUUUGCGUGAUGCUCUUUGGGUAGCAGGCUUUCCUCUCCUUUUUCUUUCCUUUUUUCCUUUCUUUCUUUUCUUUUUUCUUCUUUUUUCUUUUUUCCUCCAUCAUCCAGUAAAAGCAAGGCGGGGGAACGACCAGGUCUGAUGCUUUGUCUCUUUUGUGCUGGCUGCCGGAGAUGAGCCUAGGCUUGACCUGACCAUGAUUCCAAGGACUGGCACUUCUUUUUUACCCCCAGUUUGUAGAGAUCCAGACCUUCUCUUCCUGAUUGUCAAGAAAAUUAAAUUGUUGCUGAAUUUGGGGAUCUAGGCAGCACCAGCAUACUUUUUUCCUUGCAUCUCUCUGGAAUCGUUUCUGGGAUAUUUUCCAAACCUUCACGGAAAACAGGAGGAAUGAACCGGCAGCUAGUGAAAAUUUUGACAACCUUGUUUGCAUUUUUCUUAGAGACAAACCACUUCAGGACGACUUUCUGUAAAGAACAUGAUUCAAGAUCUGGAAAAUCCCCCUCACAGACCCUGUCUCCUUCAGAUUUUUUGGACAAAUUGAUGGGAAGAACAUCGGGCUAUGAUGCUAGAAUCAGACCAAAUUUUAAAGGUCCUCCUGUAAAUGUUACCUGCAACAUAUUUAUCAACAGCUUUGGUUCAAUAGCAGAAACUACAAUGGACUACAGAGUGAACAUUUUUUUGAGACAGCAGUGGAACGACUCACGUCUGGCUUACAGUGAAUAUCCUGAUGAUUCCCUGGAUCUGGAUCCAUCUAUGUUGGACUCUAUUUGGAAACCAGAUUUAUUCUUUGCCAAUGAGAAAGGCGCAAACUUCCAUGAUGUCACAACAGACAACAAGUUACUGAGGAUUUCUAAGACUGGAAAAGUGUUGUACAGUAUCAGGCUUACUUUAACCUUAUCCUGUCCCAUGGACUUGAAGAAUUUUCCUAUGGAUGUACAGACAUGUACAAUGCAGCUAGAGAGCUUUGGCUAUACUAUGAAUGAUCUGAUAUUUGAGUGGUUAAGUGAUGGGCCUGUGCAAGUUGCAGAAGGUUUAACCUUACCACAGUUUAUUCUGAAGGAAGAUAAAGAACUUGGUUAUUGCACAAAGCAUUACAACACUGGAAAGUUUACAUGCAUUGAAGUCAAGUUUCAUUUGGAGCGUCAGAUGGGAUACUAUUUAAUCCAGAUGUACAUUCCUAGCCUGCUGAUUGUCAUUUUGUCCUGGGUUUCUUUCUGGAUCAACAUGGAUGCUGCUCCGGCUAGAGUCGCACUGGGUAUCACUACAGUUUUGACAAUGACUACUCAAAGUUCAGGAUCCAGAGCGUCCCUCCCAAAAGUCUCCUAUGUAAAAGCUAUUGACAUCUGGAUGGCUGUGUGCCUUCUCUUCGUCUUUGCUGCAUUACUGGAAUAUGCAGCAGUCAACUUUGUUUCACGGCAGCACAAGGAGUUUCUGAGGCUUCGAAGAAGGCAAAGAAGACAAAACAAGGAAGAUGAAGUUGCUCGUGAUAGCCGAUUCAAUUUCAGUGGCUAUGGAAUGAGUCACUGUCUCCAAGUCAAGGACGGCACAGCAGUCAAGGCCGCUCCACCCAACCCACCUCCGGCACCACCGAAGGAUUCAGAGUCCAUCAAAAAGAAGUUUGUUGACCGUGCAAAACGGAUUGAUACAAUAUCCCGUGCUGCAUUCCCACUUGCUUUCCUCAUUUUCAACAUCUUUUACUGGAUUACAUACAAAAUUAUAAGGCAUGAGGACAUUCACAAGAAAUAGGCAACUCUGGUUUGCCAGGACUUCUUAGCCAAAGUGAUAUACAUGUAAAUAAACAGUGAAAUGUCUUUCUGUCAUUUGGACUAAAGGUUUCUUUUUCCCCACCAGGACACUGAAGAGAAAAAGAACAAAAAGGAAAAAAAGUAUAGAAAGAAAAGUUAUUGCAUGAAACAAUAUGCCAUGAGACCAGUCAAUAAGGGUUCACCAUAUGUACUUUCAGUGUUGUUCUUCCAGAUUCUGCAUUGAUCACAUAUCUGUAAAUGGGGCCAAAUUUUACUCAACUUUAUCACCAAAAUAUUAUCUUUAAACAGAAAAGAGAAUCAGAAAACAAACUAUCCUCCUAAAACAUCUACCAAGAGACUGAGGUGGCUACAGUACAGUGAGUUGUAAGAGGACCAAACUUUUUCAGGAUAAUGUUGCCUUUCUAUUUGAAACAAGUCUACUGAGCUACAUUCCAUAACCAUGUCUGUAGUUAGUGGUUUCACCAAGGAGUCCUUUUGUGGGUUGUAACUUAUUUCUACUGACAGGAGAGAGAGAGAAAAAAAAAAAAGAUUUAUACUUUACUAUCCUUGUGGGUGUGCAUUUUAAUAUUAUCUUGCUUUACUAGAAUUGUAAUUUUGGGAUUGAACUUGUGCGUUGUGUGAUUUGAUAGCUGACACUCCGAAACCAGUGAAACUGCCCAAUUUAUUUUUGUUGAAAGACAGUGCACUUAUUUUAUUUCUGCUAAUUUUACAUGCAACUUGAGGUGCCAAACUGUAUUUUACCUAUUGUGCUACCCUGUUCCACACUACUUAGUAAGAACUUGUUUCCUCAAAGGUGUAGCUCAGUUUAGCAUUGAGUUUCUAUUACUGCUCUCAUUGUAGCUGCAACCAAUAGCUCUAUAGAUAAACACAACUUGUUUACAGACCUCUAAUUUAUAUCUCUACUCAAAGUGGCUAUCAUUUUAAAUAUCAUUAAUUAACCUAAGAAUUUUAAAACUGUACUGUGAUUUUCAGAACCUGUUACCUUUUGGUGCCGGAUCUGCGUUAUUCAAAUCCUUGCUACAUGUUUUAAAGUAGAAAAGAAAAAAAAAAAAAAGAUGGUAUUUUUGCUUACACAGAAGAAGACAACCUGUAACAUAAAAUGAAUCAAACAUUAAAAUUUUACACUUGCUGUAAAAGGGUUUAUUAAAAAAAAAAAGGUAUUUGUUCAAUUUCAAUAAAGCUAAAUGUGCUAUUAA